Molecule: messenger RNA, 762 nt
Organism: Babesia ovata
Lineage: Eukaryota; Apicomplexa; Aconoidasida; Piroplasmida; Babesiidae
Product: transcription factor with AP2 domain-containing protein, putative
Exons: 3
Coding region: 1-762 (253 amino acids)
Source: RefSeq, a predicted model, not a curated record
AUGUUGUCUGCGUGCGAAUUAUACGUAGACAGGCUGCUACGGUGCUCGCGCCGUUGCUUCUCCAGUGCGUCAGAUACCGUGGCGGUAACGUCGUCUCUGGGCCGUAAAACUGCGGCAAGUCGCCGCGCAAACGAAUCCAUUCAUGCAUCUGAUGGUGAUGAGCACGUAAACGCUCUGUCUGUAUCAGAGCAGAGCUGGCCCGGCCCACCUGCCUCCCCGGCGCAGUCGACUAGACCGCGGCUCGUACAUCACGUUUUCCGCUGGGGAGUUGGCAACGCCUUCCGCGCCCACUCCAAGAAUCGGUUCCAGCCGACGCACGCCGAGCGAAACACAGCAGUGUCGUUAUAUGAGGGGUACUUCGACUGCGACCGGAAGUUCCAGCACUGCAAAAUCGCCUACGACCGGCUGAAUGAGCAGUGGGAAGUGCUGUGGACGGAGUUCGGCAAGCUUAACGGUAAGCCGUUCCCUGUGAAGAAGUUUGGCGUGGAGGCGUCGAAGGCCGAGAGCAUCGCCUUCGCCGAGGAGCUGGACCGCCGACUGAUCGAAGAGCUCAAGGACAACCCGGAAUCUCCUAAGAGUAUGUUAUGUUGCUUUGUGGCCAUUAGUGCAGUUGCAGAGUCUGGAGUCACCUUCGACCACACACUCCACUGCUGGGUCGCCUUAGGCCGGGUGCGCGGGCGACCCGCGGCACGAGCCUUCUCCGCAGAUUACCACGGUUACGAGGGCGCACUUAAGCGUGCGUCUGACUUCAGAACCGGCUGA